This is a messenger RNA of Adineta steineri, 1410 nucleotides long. The record is from the annotation of a GenBank genome assembly. Lineage: Eukaryota; Metazoa; Rotifera; Eurotatoria; Adinetida; Adinetidae.
AUGACGAAUCUCGAAAAACAAACAGAUGAAAUAUUAGCAUUACAAUCAAUAUUUGAUACGCAAUUUCGUUUGCUUGAUGACAAUAGUCAAUAUGAAAUCUUAAUUGAUUUUGAUCUAAUUGAACCAUUUAUUAUUCGAUAUAAUGAUGAAAGAACUAUUAUUAAUCAUUUACCAGCAUUUACUCUUAUUACUCAUUAUCAUGAUAAAUAUCCAAGUGAUUAUCCUCCUUCAUUUAUGCUUUCAUGUUUUUAUUUUUCAAAAUUAUUUUUACAAAAUCUUUGUCAAAAACUUGAUAAUUAUUUAUUUAUAAAAGAUGAAGUUUGUGUUUAUGAUUGGAUCGAGUUGAUAAAACAUGAAAUCACUAAUGAACUUAUACUUCAAACUAAAGACGAUGAACAAAUCAAUGAUCCACGAGCAUUAAAUGGAUAUUCAAAUGAGAAUAUUGAUCAAAUUUAUCAAUCUUUGAUAAAUUAUAAUAAUGAACAACAUGAAAAACAAUUUCAAAAUCAACUUCAAACAUGUUUAAUAUGUACAGAUAUCAUUCCAGGAAUGGAUUUUAUUCGUCUUCAUCGUUGUGGACAUUUUUAUUGUCGACCAUGUUUAAAUAAUUAUGUUAGAAUAACAUUAAACAAUGGAAAAUUUGGUGAAAAACUUCAUUGUCCACAAACUCAAUGUCAAAAAGCAUUACUUCCAAAUGAAAUUAAACAAAUUAUUCAAGAUGCUCAAUUAUAUCAAAGAUAUGAAAGAUUAACAUUACAACAUGCUCUAGAAUCAAUGAACAAUGUUAUCUGGUGCCCAAGAUGUCAAUCUGCUGUUCUUAUCGGUAGUGGUGAUGAUAAUUUAGCUGUAUGUGAUCAAUGUCAUUAUACAUUUUGUAAAAGAUGUAAAGAAAAAUAUCACUUUCAAGCAAUGUGUCCAGAAGAUUAUCUCGCUGAACAAUUAAGAUUACAACAGAGAAAAAUACGUGAAAGAAUUGCAAAACAACAGAUAGAAGAACGUGAAAGAACUCAGAACGGAAAAGAUCAGAAGAGAAUUGCCAAAAAACGAGAAAAAGCUGAUGCAGAAUCAAUUAGAAUCGAUAAAGAAAAAAAAGAUUUAGCUGAAAAAAAUCUUGCUAAACAACAAUAUCGUGAAAUUGCCAUUGACUUAUCUGAAGAAGAUGCUUUAUUAGAAGAAAUCUUAACUGCUGAACGAAUGGAAGUACUCAAUACUCAACCAUGUCCAAAUUGUCAUGUAAAAAUUGAAAAAAGUGGUGGUUGUUUACAUAUGCAUUGUUCAAGAUGUGGUUAUUCGUUUAUUUGGGCUGCACUAGAACGACCUCAACCUCUUCAAAUGACUUCAUUGUUAUAUCAUUCUUCUGAUGCUAUGCCAGUCCAAUCUAUCAAAAGGGGUGGGUGUGGGUGUGGGUAG